AUGUCAGGAUGCAGACCUCUCCUGCUGAUGCUGUUCAUGAGACACACGACCCGCUACCCGAACGCCAAGGACAUGAAGAAGUUCAAGGACAGGAUCCCCACACUUCGAGAUCAGAUGCUGGAAGCGGAAAGAAACAAUUGCUCCAUGUUGUGCAAGACGCACCUGCGCCAGCUGAGAGACUGGCAGUUCGAGUGGAGCAUCAAGGACGAGAACGCGGUCACGCUGUCCGGAGUGAGGGACACCAAACUCAUAGGCAAGUGCUCUGCCUACGUGAAGACCCACCCAAUCUACCAAGCACUUGCAUGCGAAGAAUAUAGCGCACCAAAAGACUGCCCGUCAGACUUCAGAAAAGUCGACUUGUCCGGCGUUAACGACAAGUUGCUCGACUUUCCCAACCUUUGUGAAGAACUGCUCAAGGAAAAGGGUAUGAGCAAUCAAAAGGUUGAAGAAGAAGAAAUAUUUUUUGACGGCUCUUACGUGAAGAAUAUGGUGAGGUCCUUGUCUGAAAGGACUGGCGUUGAUUUGGACAUCAAGGACAUCGAGUUGAUGGCGAAGAUGUGCGCCUUCGAGGUGGCCAUCAACGGCAGCUCGCCCUUCUGUAACCUGUUCCGGAAGGAAGACCUCCAGCUCUUGGAGUACGCCGGUGACCUGGACGACUACUACAAGGACGGCUACGGCCAGGAGAGGAACUCUGCGCAGGCAUGUGGAGUCAUCAGAGAAUUUGUCAGCAGGAUCAGGGAACGUGUCGGCACGACGACCUGUUACCGCUGUCGAAGGCGUCGCCACGGCCUGAGGGCGUCGCUCUACUUCUCUCAUGCGGAAGCCCUCAAGAAGCUGAUGACCCGCCUCGGAAUCCACAAGGACCACGAACCGCUCACGGCCGACGCCUACUGCGACGUCAGGGAGAAGCGCAAGUGGAGGUCUUCUUACUACUCACCCUUCACCGGCAACCUAGGCAUAGUCCUGUUCGGAUGCAAAGGAAGGCACCCUUACAAGGUCGUCGCCUUCCUCAACGAAAAAGUGGUCAGGAUCGACGGAUGUCCGCACGACUUCUGCCCUCUUACGGACUUUUUGAACACGACCGCUGUGGUCAGGUCCAGACGCUGCGACCACAGGAAGAUCUGCGACCCCGACUGGGACCCGUCAAGCUAUUUCGACUCCGAUGCUGAAUAGUCGAUAACGGCUGUCACAAAAUAGAGGGCGACGCUUGAAACAAAAGUAUGGUGCCUGAAAAGCGUCUACGAUGGUGUUUUUUUAAAUUUUUUAUUGAUGAUGAUAAUGAUGAUUAGGAGUUUAUUGGCGCAGCAGCAUGAUUUUUUAUUGAUUACGUCACACUUGCGACAUGCCGUAAAGUAACAAAUGCUACUCUAUCAUAGCUAAAUAGCUUUCCGCGAUCAUGGCGGUGGCACACUGUUCGCUCGUCUUUUUGCCAUCACCUUUACAACCAACCACCAGUAUGGCGACAUUCGACAACAUGACCCGCAGGUUGUUGUGGCAUUUUGUAGCCACGCUGGGACCAUUUUUUAUCAUAGGUGGUUAAACGCGCCAGUCAGACUCGAUCCAGGUACCAUGCCAGAAGCAAGCAGGACGGAACAAGGUGUCCAAAUGAGCUGACUGCUAGCCAACAUUUCCUGGAGCACGGUGCCCCGGACCCUAACACCGUAGCGUCACACCAAGAUAUCAAACGCGAUUGGCUAAAGAGAACGAUGAGGCAGGCUCUAUGACCAAUAAGCGUCGGGUCAUUUGGGCCUUCGGUUAAUCCUUAUUUAGAGUUAAUUGGAGUGACAUACGACGUCAUGGCAUUGCGCUUGAGGCACCCUUCCAGAAGACAGUGGUGUAGCAGACCAGCGGCAAACGAAUAAA
Molecule: messenger RNA, 1863 nt
Organism: Ixodes scapularis (black-legged tick)
Lineage: Eukaryota; Metazoa; Arthropoda; Arachnida; Ixodida; Ixodidae
Product: multiple inositol polyphosphate phosphatase 1
Exons: 8
Coding region: 1-1173 (390 amino acids)
Molecular function (GO): inositol phosphate phosphatase activity; acid phosphatase activity
Source: RefSeq, a predicted model, not a curated record